GCUUAUUGCCUUACGCUGCCUUAAUACCAGUUCCGUCAAGAACACAGUCUCGCAGUCAUCACAACACUCAUCGACACCUCGACUGGUUUAUCUGGACAAGCUAAGCAUCCUACAGCACCAUUAGAGCAAGACAAUAGGUUGAUUAUAAAAGAUUCGGCGACCCGCGGCGUGUACGACCUGCUGAAAUAGAGAAAGGUCCGCGGCCCCUCAGUCGACCUACAUACUCCAAGGCAUACAUACAUAGCUAGAUUUUGCACGCAGGGCGCGAAAGGCGACCCGAACAAGCUCAGAGGCCGGUCUGGAGCACACCGGUUUGACUUAUCUACAUGGCCAAGCUCAUUAAGAACGUCGGAGCUUCACUAAGGGCAAGGACCCACGACGAGGACGACACAAUGAUGAAGCAGAAAGGAGCGACAGGGGUGUUCAGAAACCUCGCGUUCGCGGACGCUGACGACAACUUGGUCUCCACCUCCGCACGCGCGAUGGCAACUUCGGAAAGUACCAAGAAGAACAACUUCUUUGGUGGCAGUCAGGACAACAUUGCGUCCAUAGAUGUCACGCCGCGGUCACGCGACGCGGGCAACGGAGCGUCCUCCUGGGCGCACGCUGACCUCCCCACCUCGGCCAGCAAGCGCGUGGGCAGCACCGGCAGCGCAUCUACACCUGUGAAGAGCGCAACCUUUGCACGCACCGCUUCGGCACAAAAGCGCGCCAAGAACGCGACAGCCAUUCAGGAAAUCUCUGCGUUUGAGCACGAGCACGCUGUGAUGGACGAGAUGUCGGGCUCCGAAGACGGCGAGCGGCCAGCGGGCCUAGUGAGCGGCGGCAGCGCCAUCGGCGCCACCACUAGCACCACCGUCAUUGCCGUGCGCUCCGUCGCGCGCGGCCCCAGCAUCACGCAGCAGGUCAGCACCAGCGGCAGCGUGCGGGCGUGGGAGGAGGAGGUGAAGCGGCUUAUCGCCAGCGGGCGGCACGAGGACGCGGUGCGGUGGGUGGCCCCCUCGGACGGCAUCAUCCGCUGCACUGUGCGUCGCGUGAAGAACUUCCUGGGGCAUACGCUCGCCUACCAGCUCUUCUUGGACUCUGGAGACACGUUCGUGCUGGCGGCGCGUAAGCGCAAGAAGAGCAAGGCCUCCAACUUCGUGCUGAGCACCAGCCAGGAGGACCUCGGCAAGGACUCGGACCACUGCAUCGCCAAGCUGCGAGCCAACUUCGUGGGCACUGAGUACGGCCUGGUGUCGCGCACCGGCGGCCACAUCAGCGGCAGCAUGGACAUUGACGGCGGCGCGCAGUCGGGCGGCAAGCUGGCGCCGCCGGCCGAGCCCUUCUCCCGCGAGGAGAUUGCGGUGCACUACAAGCAGACCGCGCUGACGGCCAAGGGCGGACCCCGCACCAUGCUGGUCGCCACGCCGCUGCCGGAAGUGAGCUGGGCCCCCAGCGCCGCUGACGGCUCGGACUCGCUCGCCAACUGCCUUGAGGCGGCGCGCCGGCGGGAGCUGUCGCCGCGCAUGGAGCGGCAGCUGUGCAUGCUGGCCACGCGGCCGCCGGAGUGGGACCCCAGCCUGAAGGCGUACACGCUCGACUUCCACGGCCGCAUCCGCGCCAGCAGCGUGAAGAACUUCCAGCUGGUGCACUGGGACCACAACACGGACCGCAAGGGCUCUGACCUGGUGCUGCAGUUUGGAAAGAUUGACGAGAACACUGACGACUUCGCGCUGGAUUUCACCUACCCGCUCAGCCUGCAGAAGGCGUUCGCCAUCGCGCUCGCAAGCACCGACACAAAGCUGUGCUACGCGUUGUAAGCAGCUGGCAGUUUGCACGAUUGCGCCGCGAUGCGCAGCGGUCUCGGUGUGAAGCGCGGGAGCGUGUGUGGGUGGGACGCGUGAUGAUGCGGUGCGGCGCGAUGUUCAUGCACGAGUGGAAUGCACAUGGGUGCGUUGGGUGUGCAGCCCAAAACCCGAAUUGAUAAAUGCUGUUGAUUUGUGGCGUGCGCGCGCACGCAUGGGUGCGCAAGCACGACUUGUCGAGGUGACGUCCCAUGAUCCCAUUGUGUUUGGUUUGUGUAGUACAUAUUCGCAGGUUGCGCGCAGGUGUGUGUGUGCCUGCAGGGCGGUCUGCGAGGCUGGGGUGUGAAAGGCAUUGUUUCAUUCUGACCAUGGAAGCUUCAUGGUCCUGAUCCGCCGCUUGACGCUGCCGCAUGCAUGGCAGGAUAUUUACGUGAGCCACCUAUGGCAAUUACACGCAGAUAAAGACUCUAUCAACUGCGUUCUGCUGCGCUGCUGGAUGGUUGCCGGUGGCAUGUACAGGUUCGGUGGUAUCAUGGAUAGCGGUGCGGGGUAACGGCCCGAUGGUUGGGACUGACGCGUGAGCUGACUACAGGACCAAACCGUAGUAUUGAUGCAUCUUGACGGAUUAACGCUGAUUGCGGCAGGGCCUGACGGGGCUGGCAGGCUGGGGGCUCACACUGGAACUGAAAGCAAACACUUUCAAAGCUUGGACGAGGUAUGACGACGAUGCUGCUGGUCGUCGGGAUGCCGUGCUGACUGGCUGAAAUUUGGAGGAGACUGCUGUGAACCCGUGUGAUGUUACUGGGACACUGUUGCAUGGAUGGGGCGUGCCAAUCGCCCAAACGUAGUGAGCAAAGAUGCUGCCUCCAACCACGAGGCCAACCUGGCGAAGCCGUACUGUAACAAUUACGGAU
Chlamydomonas reinhardtii is the source of this 2701-nucleotide messenger RNA. RefSeq lists its product as uncharacterized. The record is from RefSeq and is a predicted model, not a curated record. The transcript has 5 exons. Bases 327 to 1802 code for a protein of 491 amino acids. Lineage: Eukaryota; Viridiplantae; Chlorophyta; Chlorophyceae; Chlamydomonadales; Chlamydomonadaceae.